GUGUGGUCCCAUGAAUGCGCUGGGCGAGCUUGGGAUGUGCCGAGGUUUACUGGCUGGUGCAAAGGUGUGUGUAAUUGUGCUUCUGUCACCCGCAGGUAUGUGCCAUCGCAAGCAGAUGUUGCAGUAUUUGAAGCAGUCUCGGGCCCACCCCCUGCCGACUUGUGUCAUGCCCUUCGUUGGUAUAAUCAUAUCAAAUCCUAUGAAAAAGAAAAGGGCAGCCUGCCAGGAGUGAAGAAACCUUUGGGCAAGUAUGGCCCUGCCAACGUGGAAGAUACCACUGGGAGUGGAGCUGUGGAGAGUAAAGAUGAUGAUGACAUUGACCUCUUUGGGUCUGAUGAUGAGGAGGAGAGUGAAGAAGCAAAGAAGCUAAGGGAAGAACGUCUUGCACAGUACGAGUCAAAGAAAGCCAAAAAACCUGCGCUUGUUGCCAAGUCUUCCAUCUUACUAGAUGUGAAGCCCUGGGAUGAUGAGACAGAUAUGGCAAAAUUAGAGGAGUGUGUCCGAAGCAUUCAAGCAGAUGGCUUGGUCUGGGGGUCCUCUAAACUGGUUCCAGUGGGAUAUGGAAUUAAGAAGCUUCAAAUACAAUGUGUAGUGGAAGAUGAUAAAGUAGGAACAGACAUGCUGGAGGAACAGAUCACUGCUUUUGAGGACUACGUGCAGUCCAUGGACGUGGCUGCUUUUAACAAGAUCUAAAAUCGCCCUGAUCGUUGCAUUUAAAUAAAAGUUUGAAGGAUAA
Molecule: messenger RNA, 736 nt
Organism: Dipodomys ordii (Ord's kangaroo rat)
Lineage: Eukaryota; Metazoa; Chordata; Mammalia; Rodentia; Heteromyidae
Product: elongation factor 1-beta-like
Exons: 5
Biological process (GO): translational elongation
Cellular component (GO): cytosol; eukaryotic translation elongation factor 1 complex
Molecular function (GO): guanyl-nucleotide exchange factor activity; translation elongation factor activity
Source: RefSeq, a predicted model, not a curated record